Molecule: messenger RNA, 3047 nt
Organism: Salmo salar (Atlantic salmon)
Lineage: Eukaryota; Metazoa; Chordata; Actinopteri; Salmoniformes; Salmonidae
Source: RefSeq, a predicted model, not a curated record
GUCUAUUGCUGGCAGCACCAAUUCACCGAGUCAAAUUCUGUGAAUGUGUGAAUGUAGGCCACUUGGGCAAUAAAAGUUAUUUUGAUUCUGAUAGACAGUACUUCGAAUUUCCUAGCCUCUUACUAUAUCCCAUACAAUCAUGCGUCAGUGACCCAGGGAGCAUGGGAGAAAGAGAAGACAAAUGUUUUCUCAAUAAAAAAACAGGUUUAUUGGCAAGAACCUAGUUAUUUUGUAUAUUUUAUGAAAUAGGAACAACUCUGAAUACACGAUCAAUUCAUUUUGUAAAUUAUUUUUCAACAUUUUGGUUUGUGUGAUUUGUUGGCUAUUUACGCUGGUAACGCGUAGUCAAGCGCAUCAUAAUUUGGUUAUGACAUCACAAUGUUAAAUAGGCAACAUAUUUUGAUGUUCUGCAAAAUAAGGCAUAGUCUACAAAUACACUGAAAUGGGAUGUUUGUGUUGCUGUAAAAAGAAAAAGAAGUGCAGAGUUCGCCUCGGGAUUGGGAGCCGCUGUCCAUCGCCGUUCCCAAUCCCACCCAAACUGACGUCAUUGGAUGCCAGCAUGGUAACUGCGUCAGUUUGGAAAAACCGGGAGAAGAAGAACGUAAAGGAUCACCACCAACUUGAUUCUUCCUUUGUCUCUUCUUUCCAUUUGAAACCGUCUACAACAUCUCUGACACCCCUCGACCCCUUGUCUGGCCGAACACCAAUCGGCGCUGCAUCCCCCUCACCCCCUGGAUCCCCUGCCAGAUCCCCUUCCACUCUCUCCAAGUUCUUCAGCCUCUCUUCCCUCUCCUCUCUCCACAUGUCAUCUGUCUCUUCUUCUUCAGAGGAAGGAUCACAGACCUCCUCCCCUUUUAGUGCUUCCUCUGUUUCCCUGGCUGUCUCAACUCAGCCAUCCUCCUCUGCCACUCCCCCCAGUCCUGCCUGCCCUUCCUCCACAACCCACGUCUCCUCCCCUGCCCCCCAGUCCUCCUCUCCAAACCCCGUGGACCACCAUGGAGAGACCAACAAAGACAGUGAGACUGCCAGAGAUCUUAUGAGCUCUGAGGUCAAAGAGGUGGGGGCAUUUGUUCCACAGACAAAGAGAAUGGUACCCCGAUUUGCUGGCAUCGCAGAGGCCUCCAUUGACCUGAGGGAUUCCUCUGUCUCCUUGGAGAGGCCAUUGGUCAGACCUCGGGAAGCCAUGGCUCGCCUCCCAAACCUGUUCAGCAAGAGUAGCACCCAGCUGGGGGAGCAGAGCUGCACAGGCGAGGGCGAAGACAACACCAAGCUCCUCGGGUUGCCUAAUAUUGGCAACACCUGCUUCAUGAACUCUGCUCUGCAGUGCCUGCUGGGGCUGCCAGCAUUUUGCAGAGACAUCCUGAGACAACAGGACACCUGGAGUUUCUCCCCCUCCUCUAAACUGCUAUGCUGCUUUGCCGAGUUACAUCAGGCAAGGCUUUCUGGAGGCACUGUCAAUGCUAAGAAAAAGGAAAAGAUGAAAAUCCUUCAAACAGUCAAGCGCUGUCUCUCCGUUGUCAAUGAGGACUAUGAGGACGACGGUGAACAGGAUGCCCAUGAAUGUGUGUUGCUCCUCCUCUUUCAGCUGAAGGAGGAGGGUAUGGCAUUAAAGGGCUCCCCAGAGCCAUACACCUGCCCCGUGAAGCAGUUAGAAUUCAAGCUGAAGACUUUCCGUACCUGCACCAGCUGUGGAGUUAUAGUGUAUGGUCAGGAGGAUUACAAUCACCUGUCACUGAACCUGAGCCAAGACCUGACACACAGCCUGGACCUCUACUUUAAGCCAUCUGCAUUAGAGUGUGCAUGCAGGGUGUGCUCAGGCAGCAUGGCAUCUGUGACUAGGCACUUCCUCACGCUGCCCCGGGUCCUAAUGCUUCAUAUCAAGCGGUUUACUGCAGGCAACUGGGAGCCAGAGAAGGUGGAUGAUCCCAUAUCCAUCCCUGCAGAACUGACCCUCCCAGCCGUAUGUGGGGCGACAGCCCCUGUCCAGCAUGGAGCCAGGGCAAGCUCCAUGGGGAAAAACAACAUGGACAACACACCUGCAAACUCCCCGAAAGGCACCCUUGAUAGACCAGCUUCAAAUUCCUCUGACCAGCUAGAGAAACCAGCUGUUAGUGAGAAAGAGCAGCAGGCAGCCGCUGUGAGACACCAGCCAGACAAUAUCUACAAAUUGUCAAGUGUGAUCUCACAUCUGGGAGACAACAUGUGUACAGGUAAAAUGCACGCACGCACACACAAUUCUGAAAGCUUAAUGUACACUCUAUUCUGUUUCCCUUGUUCCCUAGGCCACUACAUCAGUGAUGUUUUGGACAGCCGUGGCAGUGGGUGGCUCUGCCUGGAUGACGCACAUGUCUUGAGGACAGAUGAGGCCACUGUGCUGAGGGCAACGGCACAGACUGCCUACAUCCUGUUCUAUGUCUGCAGUGGAGCAGGUGAAGGAGACCAGGCCCCUCACUACUAGGAGAAGCACCAGGAGAACCCAUCGUUAGGGGCACAGCGCUCAGGGACCACCUGGAGUAGCACCUACCGCACACCAAGAAACAUCAGAUUCAUCGAAUUAGGAUGCCCUAGACCACCAUCAAGCUGCCCUAGACCACCAUCAAGCUGCCCUAGACCACCAUCAAGCUGCCCUAGACCACCAUCAAGCUGCCCUAGACCACCAUCAAGCUGCCCUAGACCACCAUCAAGCUGCCCUAGACCACCAUCAAGCUGCCCUAGACCACCAUCAAGCUGCCCUAGACCACCAUCAAGCUGCCCUAGACCACCAUCAAGCUGCCCUAGACCACCAUCAAGCUGCCCUAGACCACCAUCAGGCUGCCCUAGACCACCAGAAGAAACAGCCUACACCACUGUAGGCUAUCCACUGUUUAUAUAAAUAUAAAACAUCUCACCUACCUAGUGCAAUUCAUUUUCCUUUACUGUACAUGGUAGUUAAUAACUGUACCUACAGUGCAUUCAGAAAGUAUUCAGACCCCUUGACUUUUUCCACAUUUUGUUAAGUUACAGCCUUAUUCUAAAAUGGAUUAAAUUGUUUUUCUUCUUCUCAUCAA